UUUUCAUUGGCUAUCAUAUCAAACACUAAGAAAGUCUUUUGAGUUAUUCGUUGAAUUUAUUCGUAUGGAGUGAGUCUUCGUGUGAGACUCCAAUUUAAUUGCUUAAAAAUAUAAAAUCAAGAAACAAUGUAGUUCGUCACUCCAAUGAAUUAUAAUUACAAUAAACUAAACUAUAAAAUGAAAAAUAAACGACCGUUGUUACGAACUUAAAUUACACUCCACUCAGUUUAAACCUAUACAUAUACCAUAAUCGUCUGAUUCAACGAAAACGUUUUAGUCGCUACUAACAUAAAGCCGGUCUAUCACCAUUUCUUGACAUGAAGAAAACUAACUUUUACUUCAAAGGUUUGAUGAGUCCGGUUUUCACUCCAUUUACGGCAGAUAAGAAAAGCAUUGUUUACAAAAACAUUGACCCAUACGCUGCAUGGUUGAGACAGCAGGGAGUUGACGGAGUUUUAGUUAACGGCACGGUAAGCGAAGGGACGAAUCUAAGCACCGAAGAACGCAAGCUUAUUACCGAAAAAUGGUGGAAAGCAUGCCAAAAAUACGAUUUAACGCUUAUGGCUCAGAUCGGGGGUACAUCCGAUGUGAACGAGUUGGCUGAACAUGCGGAAAGAACAAAAAUUUCAGCAGUGCUCUGUCUACCAGAUUACUUCUUUCGCCCCAGCGUUGAAGAAGAAUUAGUCGAAUAUCUUGGAAACAUCGCCAAAUCCUGUCCCACUCGUCCAUUGUAUUACUAUCACAUUCCUCAAUUUACGAAUGUGAGAUUAAAUUUGGCUCGUUUCUGUGACUUAGCUGAAGCGCAAAUACCAACUUUUUGCGGAAUUGAAUAUGCAAAUGGAGAUUUAGCUGAAGGUGUAACCGUACUGAAGCAAGGUCGAAAUGUAUUGUUAGGAAGUGACACCGUUCUAGCUGCUGCUUUAGUUCUUGGAUUCGAUUCAGCUAUUUUGAGUUCAUUGAAUAUUUGUCCUGAGCUAGCAGUGAAUGUUUACGAUUCGAUAGCCGAAAACAAAUUGGUGGAGGCGCGGGAAUCGCAAAAUAAACUCACUCAACGGAUUUUUGAGAUUACCAAGAGGGGUCAACUAGACUUUUUCGAAUCAAUGAAAAAUGAGUUUAAUAAGAUUAACAGUGCAUUCGAAUGUGGACCGUGGCGUAAAACUAAAUCCUUUUGAAAUGUUUAAUAAAGGGAAAAUGGAUUUGGUAUGGAA
This is a messenger RNA of Bradysia coprophila, 1208 nucleotides long. Its product is annotated as N-acetylneuraminate lyase-like. The record is from RefSeq and is a predicted model, not a curated record. Gene Ontology annotation, molecular function: lyase activity. NCBI's taxonomy places the organism in Eukaryota, Metazoa, Arthropoda, Insecta, Diptera, Sciaridae.